AUUUCAGGUAAUAAAAAUUAACUAUGGCAGAACUACUACUCGAUUCGAACAUUCGUGUGUGGGUUUUCUUACCAAUUGUCUUAAUAACAUUUCUUAUAGGAAUAUUGAGACAUUAUGUAACAAUACUAUUAUCUUCAGAGAAGAAAUCAGAAUUAAGACAAGUUUCAGAUAGCCAUGCCUUGAUUCGCAGCCGUAUAUUGCGGGAAAAUGGAAAAUACAUACCCAAACCCUCUUUUUUAGUAAGAAAAAGUUACUUCAAUAAUGAAGAGAGGGGAUUUUUCAAGGUGGAAAAAAGAGAAUCUCAAGCUAAAAAUCCAAUGACAGAUCCCUCAAUGAUGACUGACAUGAUGAAGGGCAAUGUUACUAAUGUCCUGCCUAUGAUCAUAAUUGGUGGCUGGAUUAACUGGGCAUUUUCUGGAUUCUUAACCACCAAAGUUCCAUUUCCUUUGACAUUUCGAUUCAAGCCAAUGCUUCAGAGAGGUGUGGAACUCAUUACAUUAGAUGCUUCUUGGGUUAGCUCUGCAUCCUGGUAUUUUCUUAAUGUCUUUGGUCUGCGUAGUAUGUACACUUUGAUACUGGGUCAAGACAAUGCUGCAGAUCAAACAAGGGCCAUGCAAGAUCAGAUGUCUGGCUCUGCUAUGAUGGCUCCACCUGACCCCAUGAAGGCAUUUAAAGCUGAAUGGGAGGCGCUGGAAGUGGCCACCCAUGACUGGGCUCUGGAGGGGGUAGAGGAGGAACUCACAGGGGGAGUGGUGCAGCCUGAAACUAUUUAUUUGAGGCCAAAAAAUUGAGUUUUAUCCUAAUUUAUCAUUUUUUGUUUAUAUGUAGUAACAACUGGUAAAAAGAGAGUAGUUGUGUAUGUGUGUCAGUGGACAUUCCCUGACCAUCUGUUUAGCAAACCAGGCCAGAGCUAGUCAGUUCUCAUCACCCAGCUGUAGGUGACUGUGAUGUAGCUACUGCCCUCUUUUCUCACUGGUCAAAUUAAAUAUGUUCCUUACUUAUUCAAGCCAUUUCUUUGGAGGUUUCUGUUAGUAAUUAGUGUGAAGCAUUGAAUGAUUGAUUAUGAUGUGCCUGAGUAACAUUGAAGAUGUGAGAGUCACAGUAUAGAAGUUUUGAUGUUGAAGUUUCUAUGAUUAUAUUCAAUUUCAAUGUUUAAUUCAUCCCAACAUAUUUUGCAAGGACUAUUAUUAAAAGUAACUUCUACUA
Messenger RNA from Physella acuta, 1206 nucleotides. Its product is annotated as ER membrane protein complex subunit 3-like. Gene Ontology annotation, biological process: protein folding in endoplasmic reticulum. Gene Ontology annotation, cellular component: EMC complex; membrane. The record is from RefSeq and is a predicted model, not a curated record. Lineage: Eukaryota; Metazoa; Mollusca; Gastropoda; Physidae.